Messenger RNA from Cladocopium goreaui, 4686 nucleotides. The record is from the annotation of a GenBank genome assembly. NCBI's taxonomy places the organism in Eukaryota, Dinophyceae, Suessiales, Symbiodiniaceae.
AUGCCGUCGCUUCCUAGCAUCCAUGCGUUGUCCAGCGAUGAUGAUGGCGGAGACAAGCUGCUGCAGAAAGGAUUGACUCUGACUCCUAGACAAAAAGUUCAACGACUGGUGAGUCGCAGCGCCUCUUCCACUUGGGAGCCAGUGUCAGAUCUCACAGAUGACUCGAGCAGCCAUGGUGCUGACUUGAAAGAUGUGGGGGUUCGGAAGCGCAAACGAAGGAGUCGCAAGAAGGCCCCUGGUUGCUUGACUUUGCGCGAAAAACUUGUGAGCAAAAGCAGAUUCAGUCGCUUGUGGGAUUAUGCUCGUCAAGGGGCGGAAGCUCCACCUGCAGAUUUGAGAUAUCUUAGCCGCCCAGCGAGUCGUUUGACCGGUGAUUACUCCUGUGGCAGGAUUGUCUCCUUCCUUCAGACCAUAUAUGAGAGUGUUGCCGAGAACCUGCCAGAUGUAAGGGACGACCCGAGCAUUGAGGCCGCAUCAUUUCGAGCUGAAGACAGAGAAUGCGAUCCUCACAUCACCGUGAAGCUGAACAGGGGCACCAAGACCAGAAAGUUCAAGAAAGGGCUCAAGGUGCAUGUUGAACGCAAGCCGGAAACUUCCGGUUUGGAGCCCCGUUGGCUCCCCCCUGGAUGCAUGCAAGAUUACUACGAACAGUACAAGUGCAUGGAGGGGCAUCAAGCUGCUAGUUUCAGCACGUUCUGGAGAACUUGGAGGACUGAAUUUGAACACCUUCGGUUCAGACCCGUUUCAUCCCACGCCCAAUGCAGUGUGUGCUUACAUCACCGUGUGCUCCUGAGAGAACUUGCACCUUACCUGUACGCCAGGCAGCACCAAGCCAAGCUGUACCAUGCCCAUUUGAUGAUGCAGUAUCGCGACCGGCUUGUUUACUGGAGCUUGAGGGGCUCGUCAAGACUGCGGAGCCUGGGGCACAUUGCCAUUAUCCAGGAUGGAAUGGACCAAUGCAAGUUUGCAUUUCCCCGUGCACAGCUGUGUCGCGGAAAGGAUCUGGCCACUCUGAUUCGGCCAAAGCUGGGGAUAGUUGGAAUUAUCGCCCACGGUUUUGGCGUUGCUUUCACUGUUAGCAACCCCCAGCAUGCCAAAGACUCCUCGUGCAUGGCUGAAAUUUUCUGCCACAUGCUCACACGGCUGGAACGACAGGGUGUCAGGUUGAGCGACACGGUGAUCCACUUACUUGCCGAUAAUACCAGUCGCGAGACCAAAAACUCGACGACAUUGAGGCUUCUUUGCUGCCUAGUGCAGCAGCGCAUCUUAGCGGGAGCUUCGAUGCGGCACCUCAGGCAUUUUGCGCCACAUGUGAUCGGCCUUUUGAAGCUGAGCGUUCUGUUUGCCUUUUGGAUCAGCAUCGCCCGUGGAUUCUUAUUGGAAGAUAAGCGAGGAAGAGCGCCGGCCAAACGACGUGUUUGUGCAGCUCCUCAACUGCAAUUUCUUUUCGGUGGUGGAGGUCCCAUCCUUAGGACCAAGCAGUACAUGCAGGACAAGGAUUUCAACAGUUGUCUCCUCUUCUACCCUGCGGUGGUGGGGGACGUCAAGAUCCCGGACGGCCUUCCAGUAGGCAUUGCAGAGAACAACGAGCUGGCGCAGGAUUACAGAGACCAUUUGAAGAAGUAUGUGCCUGCUCUUCGUUCCUAUGGCCUCAAUGAUGCUGCGCAGUAUUAUGAAGAUUGGGUGGAAGGUGUGUUGGAAUUGGCGCCGCUUUUGGAUGUCUCAGCGUGUUCCUUCAGGCAAGUGGUUCGGAGCGUUGAACGUCCUGGAUUUGAUCGAGUCAAGACAUUUGAGCCCAAGGCCAACGCCUUGAAGCUCGGCCCAGGCAAGGACGAUCGCAAAAAUGCAGACAAAUACAUUGCCAAGGCCAAAAGGGCUUUGAGUUUAGAAGCCGCAGCUGAAGCAUGGUCGGCAGGGGUUCCAUGGAAUGAGGCACUUGAUUUGGCGACCCGGGCUGUCAACAAAGUAGACGAAAUUAUUGGGCCGAUGGCAAAGAAAAAGCCAAAAGCCAAAGCAAAGAGCUUAGGCUCAGACCUUUGUGCCCUGCGGGUUUUCUCCAGGGUGGUUGACAACAUGGCCAAAAGGAAGGUCCAGAAGGAAGUGAUUCCCCUGGGUAGCUUUGAAGCUUUCAUGGACAAGACCUUCGACACAGAGGCCAAGCUGGAGGAAUUUGCCCGAUACAUUGAUGAGUUAUUCCCACCGGACUCCUCGUGCUUGGCUCAGUUGUGCAGCUACCCCUUCUGCUCCGAGAAAAGUUAUGUGUCAGAGAUCGGCACCGGUCCCUGUUUCGCACGUCCCUACAUGCUGGGCUACCGCAAGGAUUUCGGGUACUCUGGUAUGUCUGAACCCGACCAGUUGAUCAACAUGGUGCAGUUGAUCAUCACCAAUGGGUUUCGAUCCAAUCCAGACCUCGGUGGCGUGGAAAAGUUGACCAUUUGUGACCCGGGUGCUUCGCAAAUGUUGGAUGCCCCGUAUGUGGCGAUGAAGCCGCUUCACCCAGACCGUCCUAGUCUCGGUGGUGAGCUUCCUCCGUUUUCCAUCGGUUUCGUCAAGGGAUGGAAACGUGCAAUGUCCUUGCUCACAAUUUGUGCUGGUGCCAAGAUUCUUGGGAUGACGGCUGGGGACCUGCCCGAGUAUCGGCAAGGACGGUGUACUGUACUGCGCCGGCCUUUGGGUCACUCCGUGGAGUGCUUGGCGAAAGCCGGGUAUGGGGGUGCCACGUCCCAAUUCGAAGAUUGGUCCAACAGCACUGCCGUCUGCAGGGCGUUCAACAUUGGAAAGUGGGAGGGGGCCGCGGUCUCUGCUCUUCAGUCCAGCAUUGAAAAGCCGGUGGUUGCAAUGCUGAAGGAUUUCGUCGCCAAGAGGGGCAUGAAGGGUUUUCUCUCGCACGAAGUGCUGGGGCGUGGGGUCUUCAGCACCGGCUGGACCAGUGGCAGUGGUCCGACGGAAUCCUGGACUGUAGUGAUGACCAACACUGAUGAUGGGGCUUUGGUGAAGCUGCUCCUGGAGCGGUAUUGUCGUGAUUGGGAUGGCCUUUCGGACCAAAUGAAGCGGAGCUUCACCUUCAAGGAGGUAUCGCUGCUCCACCAGCAUUGCGCUAUGUUUCUCCAUUUUCUCGGCAUCCUGGAAAGUACUUUGCCGCGUGCGCAGUUCCCUGCUGCGCGCGAGAGGUUGAUGAGCGUUUUCAUGCUUGGCGGAAUGGAUGCCGAACUGAAGCUCCAGUCAGAGAAAGCGGUCCCGCCAGGUGACUUGCGCGGUGUUGGUGCGUUCAGGAACUUGGUUGUCACCCAUGAAUCUUCGCAGGCACUAGAACAAGAAGAGAAAGCGCAAGAACUUGCCCAGAAGGUGGCCCGAGCCACGUUGGAUCAACUCAAGGGACAGCUUGAAAGUGAUUUGGUGCGAAUCCGGAGCCAGCUUCCCACCAAGGAGAGUCGAACUCGGGAGACUGCGCUCGAUGUGAAAUAUUUGAAGGAGAGGCAGUACGCAGAGUUCAGCAAGGCAGUUGUCGACAUGGCAUUGGAGCCGCGUCAGGCUGGCCUGCCAGAAGUCAUCUACUAUGGCAUUUUCAGAGAGGAUCCAGAGAGCAAACCUGGAGCACCUGCGAUUCACAAGAAGGUGCAGGGCGAAAUCGAAGCCAAAGUCUUUCAACAUUGGGAUGCCCUGUCGACCUCACCGGCGAAGACAAGGCCAAAGCCGCAGACCAACCGGUGUGUGGAAGGCUUGUCAUUGCUCAGCUCCACCGACCAGGGCCCUGUCUGGCCAGGGAGUUUGGAUUCCAAGUUCAAUGCAGAGUCAGCCGAAGGCAAGGAGCUGCUGGCGCUGAAGCAGGCUUUCCUUGCCGAAUUUCCUCCCUCUGAGGCAGCCCGUGGCCAAGGAAACCGGACCACGCCAGCUCAAGUGCGAGCCACUGGCCAACCAGACUUUUCAGUGGAGGGCGGGCAGGAACCUCUUGACGUGAGCCGCCUGGUUGAUCUCUUGGUCGAAGCAGCCCCUCCUCCCGCAGACAGGAUUGCUUGCGUCGUCGGACGAGGAGCCCGCCCCUCGGUGCUCAUUGACAAGCACUACCGCAUCUGGCUUGGAAAUCCGAAUGCGGAUGGUGAAUGCACUUACUCAGGAGAGUUAUUCGGUUUCAAUACUGGCAGCUUCGAAUUUAAAGUGGUGAGGCAGCACAACAAGCGUGAUGUAUCUGGAGUGGCGUGGAGGGUGGUGUCCGACAUGGACCUUAUCGUCGUGGACAAGGUUGCCACCCCCUUGUGCCGCUACCUCCACUCUUGUGCCGUGAAUCACGGCUUGGGUGAAGUGUCCAUCUUGGAACAUGUGGUUGAGCCCAAGCUCCAUGCAGCGGUUGAAGGGGAGCAGGAGCAGGUCCCAGUUGCAUACCGUUACAACAUUCACCCCGUGACCUCCCGGACCAACGUGUUCCGUGCCAACCCGUUGCAGCAAACUUCCGAGAUCAAGUUCAACAAUAUGGGAGCUUCCUGGGUCGGGAAGUGGGAGCAGCUCCCAGAGUCCAAGAUUGUGGAUGUGCUGUGGGAGGCUGCAGGAUUAGUUCAAACGGGGGGUGGACUGAUUGAACUUGGUGGCUUCGUACAGUUGCAAGGCAACAAGAUUGUGCCGGUCAAGCCGAAGAUGUACCUGACGGCCAUGGUGAAAGUCCCACCCGAAUCUUGGGUCCAGCUGCCGUGA